AAAGCAAACAAUUUCCAGGCCCGCCGCGUCUAGCAAAAAAUAUGAGAAAAAAAUUAUUAAAAAUUCAGAAAAUAGUUGAAAGUCAAGAAAAACUCAAGGAAAAGGAUGUUAAAGCGUCCAGGGCCUCUGUGUCCGGCCGGUCUUGAGCACAUAAAACUGGAUAGAAUAAUUGCAUCAGUACUUGUCGGGCACAGUGCCUCUGUCAAUGUAGCUGGCCUGCCCUAGGGAGCCAUGGCCACGGGAACUCAGGGCCACCGUGACCACGUCCUGGACAAAGCUAAACUUGCACCACCCACAGGGAGGCGCAGGAAAACAGAAGGGAAGCCGAAGAAGAAUUUCUCUUGCCAGGAGUGUCAGAAAGCCUUCAACAGUCUGGAGAAGUUGAAGGUGCACUCGUACUCUCACACAGGAGAAAGACCGUACCGCUGCUCCCACCCUGACUGCACCAAGGCUUUUGUCUCCAAAUACAAGCUGCUACGGCAUAUGGCAACUCACUCGCCAGAAAAAAACCACAAGUGUUCAUACUGUGAGAAAAUGUUCCACCGCAAGGAUCACUUAAAGAAUCACCUACACACUCACGACCCACACAAGGAGGCCUUCACCUGUCAGGAGUGUGGCAAGAGCUACAACACCAAGCUGGGCUUCAAACGCCACCUCGCCCUCCACGCCGCCAACAGUGGAGACCUCACCUGCCAAGUGUGCCUGCAGCCGUUCCCCAGCACUGGAGUUCUCCUGGAACACCUCAAGACGCACGCUGGCAAGUCCUCCGGCGGGACCAAAGAGAAGAAGCAUCGCUGCGAGCACUGCGAGCGCCGCUUUUACACCCGCAAAGAUGUGCGGCGCCACAUGGUGGUGCACACCGGACGCAAGGACUUCCUUUGUCAGUACUGUGCCCAGCGCUUUGGGAGGAAGGACCACCUGACGCGUCACAUGAAGAAGAGCCACGCGCGGGAGCUGCUAAGGGUAAAAACUGAGCCGGCUGAUCUGCUGGAGCCCGCCGUCUGUGACCUGGCGUCUGGGAGCAUCAAGGACGAGCUCCCGGGAAUGGUGACGCCACGGCCCCACCAGCUCAACACGACUACAGGCCUCGUCCUCGACACAGAGCCCUUCCCCACCGCUACACAUCCCCUCUCGUUAAAGUACCCACUGGGCUCCAACUUUACCUCAUAUGCCGUCUCCUCUCAAGAGCGGGAGCAGAACCUAAAGGGAGAACUGGAGACCUACUUGAUGGAGCUUCAGAGCAGCAUGCCCUCCUCAUUCUCUGCAGCCCAGGACGCCCAGCUCUCCUCCUCCAAACUUGAGCUGGUGCCUCAAGGGGGUGCCCUGGAGGAAGUGAUUGAGGAGGUGUCCCUGUCCAAAAUGCCCACAUCAGGUGACUCUCUGGCCUCAUCUUCCUCUCUAAUGGACUUUUCACAGCUGUUCAACUUUCUGCCACUGAACGGGCCUCUGUACAACCAGGUAGGGGGCGGCGGGGGGCAAGGUGUCACCUUUCCACCCAACGAAGAUCCUGCACCUCUCGUCCAGCCGUCCUCACAGGCCCACGCAGGCUCGGAAGCGUCAGAGAGUCCACUUCAAGGGCUGCACCCCUCCUUCAUAUCCAGCCUGAGCACACCCACCACGCUGCCCCGCUUCCACCAAGCUUUCCAGUGACCCAGUACGUCCUGGGCCUGGCACCCCUGCACACACUGACACUCAUGUUGAGCUAGGACGUCCCGCCGGCUGUUUACAUCCAAGAUGUUUAGAGAAAUGAAAUCACAUACCCUCCUCCGUGCACGGCCCAGCCCCACCAGAGACUACUACAAAGUUAGAAAGCGGUAAAUAUUCACCAGCAUUAUUUUCUAAUAUCAUGUUCAUGUGGCAGCAGGAAAAUGUUCCUCUAGUUUCCAGCUUUGAGUCCAGUUGAAUGUUUCACUCUAGAGUCAGAAUGAAUGAUUAAUGUGGACGCUCCUCACCAGAGCCAGAGUUUAAACAUGUCUUCAGUCUGAUGAAAAGUGACUUUCUCUUUAGUUAACCCAACAAUAAUCGACUCAGACCUCAACCUUAGAGUAUUUCAUGUUGCAUCCUGUUCUUUAUUUGUCGGAGUUAAGGAACAGUUUGUAGUUUUAGGAUGAUUUAUCUAUUUAAUGAACCACACACAACUAAAGGUCAUUAUUUGUCAUGUUCUUGGCAAUCAUCAGACGUAAACAGACUAAAAGAUGUAAAAUUUAAACAAAGCUGCUCGACAUAAUCCAUAUUAUAUCGAGUUAGUUUAAAGUAUUAUAAUUUUACAUUUAGUCUUGGUAGUUGAUAGAAAUUCUGGUCAAGUGUUAUCUUAAUUAUCUCAACUGUGCAUUUUCAGUUUCAUAACAGCUGGAUUCUGGUCUUUCAGGGUCUUGGGUACCCCCCCCCCCCAUCCCAAACAGCUGCUAGCUCUGAGCAUCCUCCUGAUAUCUUCCUUUCCCUUCUCCCUCCACACCUCCUCUCCACAUUCAGCAUUAGUUUAACUCCUGAUUCCACAAACUCUCCUCGAACUCCAGCCGUCAGUCAUCAUAGAGACACGCUUCAAUCACCGAUGGCUCAUCUGAAGCUAUCACCUUUUCAUUUACUAUUUAUAUAUUAAUAUAUAUUAACAACAGCUGGAGCCUCUGUAGUUUUAUUGAUGAAUAUUUUGGCCCCUUCGUUUAAAAACAACAGUAAUGUCCUCCCUGUUUUUGCCAGUUCAUUAGGUACACCUUCUUUACCUUCAGUUGUCCAUUCGUUGCUCAACGUUUACUCAUCCUGGGGUAUGGAAUGGCAGGUCGCCCAUGAACCAGAGGGUUGUAGGUUCAAGUAUAAGCCCUGUGUAUAAGAUAACAAAUUAAGUGUUAGUGUCCAAAUAUGACCCCAAUUGUAUUUGUAUUUGAGCUGGAAUCUAAAAUUUAAGGCGGCCCAUCCACAUAUGCUUUCCAGUCACUUUCAUACACAUUAUUUAACCAGUACUGCAUUACUAAAUCUUCACAUCAAAGAUGCCUUAGCCUGUUUUAGACAUUAGACAUGCUGCGGUGAUAAUAGGUAGGGCAAGUAUAGAGCGUGGUAUAUGUAGGUCAUCGGUCGCUGUCCUUCUUAAAACUGUGAAGGAAUAUUCAUUCAGAUGCAGUUUCAAGCUUUGGGAGAAAGUUCCAGCUGUUUUGGAGGCUAGUGAAAUGUUGAUGAGGUCACAUAACUGAAGUUUGUGAAGGUUCUCAGUCAUCCAGGUCAUGGUAAUCCAAAAGGCGUUGAAUACGGGCAACUGGACUUGUAAAAGAUAAAGUUGUCCUUAUUCGACGCCUUGUGGAGCACAUAACUUAAGUUUAAGUUUUUGUUGAAGUGUCUGCUCCUCUUCUCCAAGAUAAAGCUGAAAUAAGAGUUGAGAUGUUCUUUGAAAAAAAAAGAAUGUUGAAAUUCUUAAAUUUAUCAUUAAAUUAACAGUGAAUCCGUUUAACUGGAUGGUUCUGGUUUGGUGGUAGACGCCUCAAAGGGACCAGAAAACAAACAUUAGAGCUCCAGCUAGCAUGCAUGGGUAAACUGCUAAUGGAUCAGUGUUUGGGUUUUAAUUGGAUCAGAUGCAUCCAUCUGAACAAAAGGAAACAUUCAGAAGAUCAGCAGGGCUAAAAUUAAAUCAGUUCAUAAAAGACCACGUCUAGCAGACACAGAAUGCGCAAUCUAACAUAGAAAAGCAUCAUUUAUCUAUUUUUAGUCCCCUCAUCAAGCAGACGUCCCAGCUGGACGUCCUGCUCCGACCCAGACUCAUCCAGCCUCAGCCACCACACCGUGGUCUUCACAUGUAGUCAGAAAGAGGGAGCUCAGAUUUAUUUGUACCUGUACUUCCUCUCGACUUUAAUGAUUGUUGGUGCAACCAAAGCUGCAGCUGGUUUAAAGUGUUGCUGUCUAUGCUGGGCACAGGACAGGUUCCCCAGAGAAAGAGGGUGUCUACUCUAGAUUAUAUAUAUCUGCAUAUUAUAUAUAUGGAUCAGACAGUAACAGUUACUACUGAUGCCUACAUUCUUCCAGCGUCAUCACAAUCCAAACCAUCUCCGGCAUCUUCAUAGACCUUAGUGAGAGAUGGCGACUGUAAACAUCCAUGAGAAUAAAAGAACGUGUUUGUAGAUGGAAGCUGGUGCUUCAUGUCGGUGUGUUGGAGACUCUCACAGUGAAGCAGGUCUCGUAGCAUCUCCAGUCUCUGUGUCUGGUCAUGUUCUUUAUUCUUUGACCAAAUCAUUCCUGAUUGAAAUGAGAACUGACUGAAAACUACUGGAUGAUAUUGAGGGCAAACAUUCAAACCGACUCACUUUCCCAUGUGACCCAUACUCCCAGGGUCUCACUUCUCUUCCGUCUGUUCCCAUCCAGCCAGACAAAGGUGAUAUUAGCUGUUAGCAUUCCAGAAACAGACCUCAUUUUGGACGUUUGUCCCUAAAUAUUCUUUCAGGAGACAGUAGAGCUCACCAUACCCCACCCCACCCCCAUCCCCCCCAAGACCUAACCCUCCAUUAGCAGUGUCCUUUAUUUUUCUGGGUUGUGUGAAAUGUAGAGUUGAAUGUGUAACGUGUCAAAGCAUUUACAAAAUGUUUGUAUCUUGUGAAGGUUUAUGGUUUUAUGGGAGAUGUCAGCAAGCCGCCAUGUUGUUUUUUUUUUAGUUGUGUUUUUUUGUUUUUUGCAAUCAUAGCACUUUUUGAUGCCUUCAUUUCUUCCAAUACCCAUAGUUUAAAACCUUUUAAAACUCUUAUUACAAAUAUAUAGAUGAUAUAAUUAGUGCUUUAGAGAAUAAUAACUUGUAAAUACAGUAUAUAAAAUGUUUUAUUUUUACAGGUACAGUUUUGACAGUGUUGUUGUUUCUUAUCAAAGUGUAACUUUUGCUUAACUUGCACAAAUGUUCUGUGUAUUUCAUUGAGGGUUUUUUUCUGGGCUCACCUCUG
Mugil cephalus (flathead mullet) is the source of this 4910-nucleotide messenger RNA. RefSeq names its product pleiomorphic adenoma gene 1 (gene plag1). NCBI's taxonomy places the organism in Eukaryota, Metazoa, Chordata, Actinopteri, Mugiliformes, Mugilidae. The transcript is spliced from 3 exons. Gene Ontology annotation, molecular function: histone deacetylase binding; RNA polymerase II cis-regulatory region sequence-specific DNA binding; DNA-binding transcription factor activity. Gene Ontology annotation, biological process: regulation of transcription by RNA polymerase II; cell fate commitment. The coding region runs from base 232 to 1650 and encodes 472 amino acids. Gene Ontology annotation, cellular component: cytoplasm; nucleus. The record is from RefSeq and is a predicted model, not a curated record.